Messenger RNA from Vitis vinifera (wine grape), 2268 nucleotides. Its product is annotated as protein FREE1. Gene Ontology annotation, biological process: intralumenal vesicle formation; multivesicular body assembly. Lineage: Eukaryota; Viridiplantae; Streptophyta; Magnoliopsida; Vitales; Vitaceae. Gene Ontology annotation, cellular component: late endosome membrane; ESCRT I complex. Bases 228 to 1997 code for a protein of 589 amino acids. Gene Ontology annotation, molecular function: ubiquitin binding; metal ion binding. The transcript is spliced from 9 exons. The record is from RefSeq and is a predicted model, not a curated record.
CGACCACGCAUGCAAUCCAGUCGCCCAUCAGAACCGACCCUAAGGCCUCCUGUUGGUUGAAUCUAGGCGUCAACGGUUGGUUGGGUGGGUUUGCUCCAUAUGCAUUGCAAUUGAUUUCAAUUCCAUACGCGGAAUCGAAUUUCAAAGAUUUAGAAACCCUAAUCCUAAAAUUUUGAUUGACAUAGUAAUCUCUCUGCAAACCAAUCGGAAAACCCUUGAAUUCAGAGAUGCAACAAGGUGAUCUAACUGCUUCGUAUUACCAAUACUAUCAAUCUUACUUUCAACAUUCUGAUCCUAAUCCUACCUCUAAUUCCAGCGAUCUUCAAGCAUCGGCCCCACCCUUCUCCUCCGACUACCAAUCUUAUUCCUCUCCAUAUUCUUCAUAUUCUCAAUAUUCUGAUAAUGUCUCCGGUCACCCUCCUACAGCCCCCACAUGCCCCCCAAACCCUAAUUUUCAGCCUUCCGAGCUUUCUUCUCAAUCUUCAUUUUCUAAUCAUUUUCAACCAUAUGACCAGAAUCAGACGUCCCACAGUUAUGAUCCUCCGUACCCUGUUCAUAAUUCCAAUAUGAAUUCAUUAUUUCCGGGUAAUUCGUAUUCAACUUCAGCCGGCCAAGCCAACACUUUAAUGCCGCCCAACCAUGAGGGUGGCAUGAAAUUAGACGGUCGGGGAGGUUAUUUUGAUGAAAGUGGUAGUCAUGCCGGGUUUCGCAGUGAUGGGUAUGGUGGCGGCGUUUAUGCUUAUGAUGGUAGUAAGAUGGAGCCUUAUGGUGGUCGAGGAAGUGGGCCUGAGCCAUCUAUGAAGACGGCCUUUGAUGAUUAUGGGAGACCCAUAAGCCUUUUGAAUGCGAAUGUCGAGGUGGGAUCAAGACCGGUGAAUAAGAUUGUGAAAGCCACACCAAAAAUCGAGGUUCAGAACGAUACGAAGAGUGGGGUGCAGAAGUUUCGUGUCAAGCUUUUGGCGGAAGCUGGAGGGCAGAGCAACACGGAUGUUCUUUGCCAGAUUGGUUUGGAUGGGAUUCGAAUGCUUGAUCCUGCCAGUGGUCGAACAUUGAGAAUAUACCCACUUGAUAUGUUGACAAAAUGGGAAGUAUUGGAUUCAUUCAUCUUUGCUUUCUGGGCUAAAAGCUCCAUCGACAUUGAACCAAGAUGUAUCAGGCUGCAGUCAAACAACUAUACUGUGAACAUCAUUCUGGACACUCUGACAGCAUCAUCAGUUCAGCUCAAUGAGAUGGAUGCAAGGAACAAUUCUUCUGACUCUUUCAAGGUCUCUGAGCAAUAUGCAGACAGAAAAAGAGGCUUUUCUGAUUGGAUAAACAUGAUGAAGUCUAGCAAUGAGGAGAAGGAUCAUUGGGUCCCUGAUGAAGCAGUUACUGAAUGUACAGCUUGUUGCAUAGAUUUUGGACCUUUCGUGCGAAAGCAUCACUGCAGGAAUUGUGGGGAUAUUUUCUGUGACAAGUGUACUCAAGGUAGAAUUGCCCUCACUGCAGAGGAGGGUGCUCAGCCAGUUCGAGUUUGUGACCAAUGCAUGGCGGAAGUAACCCAAAGACUAAGUAGCACAAGUGAAGCUGCUCACAGAAUUUCUGGAUUACAGAGUCAUGAAGAUCUUGCAAAAAAGCUUCAGGAGGAGAUGAACAGAAAAUGCAAGACAUCAUCAGGUUUGAAGUCUGAUGGAUCUGGGAUGCAGAUGAGGGAGGUUGCCUGUCCAACUUGCACAGUCCAUUUGCAGGUUUCCAUCCCUGUUCAAUUUUUUCCUUAUUAUCAGUACCUUAUGACUUUGCCAUUUCUAUUUGGAAUAGUGAAACUGGACUUAUGUUCACCAGAUGCAUGCAAUACCGCUUUUAAUGGUUUGUGUAAUCUAGGUUCAUCUUUUAUGUUGCCAUUUGGUUUUUACCUGAAUGCAUUUCAUUUAUUGGUGGUGCAGGUCCAGGUUCCAACCUCUGGUUCAGAGACCAUAGAGUGUAGUGUUUGCCAGCAUCCAUUUCGUGUGACUGCUUAAUAACUUGUUUCGUCGCUGAUUCUUGUGCAUCAAGUCAACCAACGCAAAGACAGUUCAUAGUUUCCCGAGUUCUUUAAGUUGUUAUGUUAAUCGAUAAAAAUAUGGAUUAUUGGAUUUAUAAACAUGAUUUAGGAGUUGAUAUUACAAUUUUUUUCUUUCCUCAUUGCAGUUUCUACUAUGUUUUACUGUGUAUAUAAAUACACACACACAUAUAUAUGACCUUUCAUUGUGAACUAUUACACAAACCAAUGUAGUGUUGAUCGAUUUUUAA